This is a messenger RNA of Rhineura floridana, 2246 nucleotides long. RefSeq names its product retina and anterior neural fold homeobox (gene RAX). Bases 583 to 1587 code for a protein of 334 amino acids. The record is from RefSeq and is a predicted model, not a curated record. NCBI's taxonomy places the organism in Eukaryota, Metazoa, Chordata, Lepidosauria, Squamata, Rhineuridae. Gene Ontology annotation, molecular function: DNA-binding transcription factor activity, RNA polymerase II-specific; RNA polymerase II cis-regulatory region sequence-specific DNA binding. The transcript has 3 exons. Gene Ontology annotation, biological process: positive regulation of transcription by RNA polymerase II.
CAGCUGGUCAUUUUCCUCGAAGGGCCGUCCCUUCCCUCGGCUCCUAGAGCGAGGGGGAGGAGCUUGAGGCGAGGGGGGAGCCCCCCAUUAACCCAGGUGCCUCCAGCCCCCACGUCGCACAACGCCCCCGCCAGCCGGCUGCCUUCAGGAGCUGAGCUCCAGCGACGAGGUCGGGAAGCACCACCAAGCCUCUUCCAGGCCGGGCUGCUGCUGCUCUCGCUCCCCGGGUGAGAGCUCUUCGCUCUCGCCAGCCUUAUCCUGGCCUUUGAUCCUGGCCAGCUCUUCGAGGAUAACCCAGCAGGGUCGCCUCGACGGAGACGGGCAGGGAGGUGCUUGGACUCAACGAGCUCUCGCCGCCAGCUGCUCCCGCCCUCUGACACCAGGAGAUCCCGAGCUCGGCGUGGGCUGCUGCGCGGGGCGAAUCCUGCCUGCCGUCGGGGGAAGAGGCAGAAGGGCCCGCAGGCGCGCUCUCUUGUUGGACGGGGCCGUGGCAGAGGCGCCUCGCGCCUGAAUGGCAUAGGGGAGGCUUGCGGGAGGAUCCAGGGCCGUCUUCCGCCCCGGAGCCACCUUCAGGCGACCUCCAUGCACCUGCAGCAAGGCGCCCUUCUGAGCAUGACCGACGGCGGCUUCUCCCUCGCUGGCCACUCGGUCAGGAGCCCCGGCGGGGGAGGUAAUCCCUCCAGGCUCCAUAGCAUCGAAGCCAUUUUGGGAUUUACCAAAGAGGCCCCCCUCUUGGGCAGCUUCCAAGCCCACGAUGCCGGCGGCGGGGCCACGCCUGUGAAAGAGGCGGAGAAGAGGAGCCCCCGGGAUUGCUUCUCCAAAAUGCCAGCCGAGCAGCCUCAAGGAUUGCCUGGGCGGGAGCCGGAAGGCCCCACGGAAGAGCGCUUCGGAGAUCCCUACUGCUCCAAAGGCUCAGAGGAGUGCUUGAGCCCAGAGUUUCCCACUUGCAACAAUGGUGACGGCAAACUGUCCGAUGAAGACCAGCCCAAAAAGAAGCAUCGGAGGAAUCGGACGACCUUCACCACCUACCAGCUACAUGAACUUGAGCGAGCCUUUGAGAAAUCCCACUAUCCUGACGUUUACAGCCGAGAAGAGCUGGCUAUGAAGGUCAACCUGCCCGAAGUGAGAGUCCAGGUUUGGUUUCAGAACCGGAGAGCCAAAUGGAGGAGGCAAGAGAAGCUGGAGGUGACCUCCAUGAAGCUGCAGGAUCCCCCCAUCCUGUCGUUCAACCGCUCGCCGCAGCCCUCCACCCUUGGGAGCAUUGGGAGCAAUUUACCCCUGGAGUCAUGGCUGAACCCCCCUAUGUCCAACAGCAGCCCCCUCCAGACUUUGCCAGGGUUCGUGCCUUCCCCCCAGAGCCUCCCCAGCAGCUACACCCCUCCCUCAUUCCUAAACUCUCCCCCCAUGGGACACACCUUGCAGCCCCUGGGUGCCAUGGGGCCUCCGCCGCCUUAUCAAUGCGGGACCAACUUUGUGGACAAAUUUCCAUUGGAAGAGGUGGACCCUCGGAACACCAGCAUAGCCGCAUUGAGGAUGAAAGCAAAGGAGCACAUCCAGUCAAUUGGAAAACCCUGGCAGGCAAUCUGAAGAGGCAAAUCCCUUGCCCGUGUGAUUUACAAAGGGCCAGCCUGCAUUGCCUUUGGAAGGAGAUCUUGUCCCUUAGAUCUGUGUCGGACAGAUAGGCAAGGACUGUCGUUGUUGAGAGUGACGCCCAUGCGCACAGACCCCUGUGUGUUGUAGAAGGGACCUGAGCACUAAAGAGAAGUAAUUUUACACACAUACCCAACCCUCCAAAUGUAGGCUGUGUAUGCGCACACUCCCAUUUACUCUGCAUCCAGAGUAUCCUGCAUCCUGCCACUGCUCUGGGAAUCGGUGUGCACACAAGGUUAGCCACAAUCCAUGUCUAGGUUUCCUGUAAUUUCUUAUGAAAUACUGUGUUUUGGUCUGUUUCCCCCUCCCCCAAAAAACCAGUUUCAGAUUGAGAAAAAGAGUGACCUAGCUGUGUUUUAAGCUGGUGAUGUGUGCCCAGCCCAAGCCCCUGUGUUCUUUGUGUUCUUCCUCAUCCUCAACACAAGAUUUAGGGGUUGAUUCUCGCUUUCUUUCAUUUGUUUAAUGAUCUGAUCAUUCAAUCUCCCUGACUCAUUGGCUGGAUCACAGUAGAUGCAAAGAAAAAAAACACGGUUGUAUCCUUUCUAAGGAUGUUUUGUAACAUUAAAGCACAAAUAUUUUCUGACAGCACCUUGAGC